GCGGGGCCUGGCCGUCACGCUCAGCCCCGCCCCCCUUGGCCGCAGUCUAUCUCCCGGAGGCGGCAACCGCUCCAGCUCGGUCCUUCCCGGUUGGCCGGGCCGGCGGCGCCUCGCUUCUGUGGUGACCAUGGGGGACCCCAGCAAGCAAGACAUCCUGACCAUCUUCAAGCGCCUCCGCUCGGUGCCCACCAAUAAGGUGUGUUUUGACUGUGGGGCCAAGAACCCCAGCUGGGCGAGUAUAACCUACGGGGUGUUCCUUUGCAUCGACUGCUCAGGGUCACACAGGUCACUCGGGGUCCACUUGAGCUUUAUCAGAUCUACUGAGCUGGACUCGAACUGGUCUUGGUUUCAGCUGCGAUGCAUGCAAGUUGGAGGAAAUGCUCACGCAUCUUCCUUUUUCCAUCAACACGGCUGUGCCACCAAUGACACCAAUGCCAAGUACAACAGUCGCGCUGCUCAGCUCUAUCGGGAGAGAAUCAAGUCGCUGGCCUCCCAGGCAACGCGGAAGCAUGGCACUGAUCUGUGGCUUGAUAGCUGUGUGGUUCCGCCUGUGUCCUCUCCACCAAAAGAGGAAGAUUUCUUUGCCUCUCAUGCUUCUCCUGAGGUGAGUGGCACAGGCUGGACAUCAGCACAGCCAGAAGCAUCUUCUUCGUCACCAAGGAAUGUGGAGACCACUCCAGCUAAUAAUGAAGGUGGACCAGAACAAGGACCAAAUGUGGAAGGUCUCAACGCACCAACAAAGGCUGCUUUAGAGGUGUCCUCUAUCAUAAAAAAGAAACCAAAUCAAGCUAAAAGAGGACUUGGGGCCAAAAAAGGAAGUUUGGGAGCCCAGAAACUGGCGAAUACAUGCUUUAAUGAAAUUGAAAAACAAGCCCAAGCUGUAGAUAAAAUGAAGGAACAGGAAGACCUUCUGGCCAGCGCGGCACCUAAGGAAGAAUCAAUCGUUUCAUCACUGCGAUUAGCCUAUAAGGAUCUUGAGAUUCAAAUGAAGAAGGACGAGAAGAUGAACAUGAGUGGCAAAAAAAAGAUAGAGUCAGAGAGACUCGGCAUGGGGUUCGGAAACUGCAGGAGUGGUAUUUCACAUUCCGUGACUUCAGAUAUGCAGACCAUUGAGCAGGAGACGCCGAUCAUAGCAAAAUCAAGAAAGAAGUACAGUGAUGACAGUGGUGACCCAUAUUUUACUUCCAGCUCAAGGUACUUUGACGAGCCGAUGGAGUUAAGGAGCAGUUCUUUUUCUAGCUGGGAUGACAGUUCAGAUUCCUAUUGGAAAAAAGAGACCAUCAAAGAUACGGAUACUAUCCUGAAACCCACGGGCUAUUCAGACAGACCUACUGCCCGCCGUAAGCCAGACUAUGAGCCAGUUGAGAACACAGAUGAAGCCCAGAAGAAGUUUGGCAAUGUCAAAGCCAUUUCAUCAGAUAUGUACUUUGGAAGACAAGCCCAAGCUGAUUAUGAAACCAGGGCUCGGCUGGAGAGGCUUUCGGCGAGUUCCUCCAUAAGCUCAGCGGAUCUGUUUGAUGAGCAGAGGAAGCAGACGGCAGGAAGCUACAACCUCACGAGCGUGCUGCCCACUGCGCCUGACAUGGCCCAGUUUAAGCAGGGAGUGCGAUCGGUUGCUGGAAAGCUCUCGGUCUUCGCUAACGGCGUCAUGACUUCCAUUCAGGUCAGUGCCCCGGGGGGUGACAGGAACGGAGCGGGGUGGUGGCUCCGGCGUGGAAAACGCCACUUGGACCGCUCUUCACCUGCUGGCAAAUUACAUUUCCUGCUGUUGAUUUAUAUGUUUGCUACGGUGUAACCCGGGCCGUCAUGCAAACCAGAAAUUGGGCUUUUAUUCCUGCUUAAAUGUUCUCGUUGAUGACGCUAGAGGAAUUGUUACAGGAGUUGAUCGUAUGCUCUGCUAUCCUGUGUUGGAACAGAGAAAUAGGAAGAAGAAAAUAAAAACUGCCCAUGAUCCCAAGGACAGCUUCUGUUACUGUUUUGGCAUAUUUUAUUUUAGUUCUUGAUUUCUAUGCACACCUUCUUAGAACUCAAACGGAUUAGGUUGUAUAGAUGAUUUGACAUUCUCCGUGGUGCUCUGCUGUGAGCAUUUCUGGGUAAUUCUUCAGAAGCUACCUUCUGUUGAGCGAAAAUGCAGAACGUUUAUUUGACUCUUCCCUAAUUUGGGGAUUUACGUGGCAUUUCGGUCUCCGAAAUAAGGCAAGGACGGGGCAUCCUCGCGCACAACAGCGGAAGGCCAUCUCUUAAGGCUUACUUCGUGAACCUUCUGGUGUACGUCCUGUUCUUCUAGGUUGCUGCUGCUAAUGCGAAAACGUGGCCACGGGCGGUAGGACCUAAUCAGUGUGGCCUCUGGUGCCUCUGAAGGGGCUUCCCCGCUUGGGGAGGGGGUGGGGCGGCCCCCACUGAAGAGAAUCCCCUCCGCCCAGAGGUUCCUGCUGUUUUGGCUGCUGUUGAGAACAACCUUUGGUUAGAAUUCACGGGGCUCUUUUCAUGUCCCUGAGGUCAGCUGAGCCCACAUCAGGCCUUCCACGGAGGUGACAUCCGUAUUUUAGGGAAGGUCAUCCCCCUUUUAUAGGGUACCCCUCUUUUAUACCUUUAUUUUAUAGAUGCAGAAUCGGAGGUACGGAGGUUAAGUUGCUUCUGCAGGAUCUGCAGGAUCGCUCAGCUGAGCCAGAAUUUCAGGGUUCAGACUCCACGUGUGUUACACCUGCCUCCCAGAGAGAGGCUCACCCCUUGGCUCCCCACCCCCACCCCCAGAUGCUUUGCGCCCCUCCCCACAGACCCCCCCCCCCCACAGCGCAGGAGCCGCAGGUGGCCGCGGGGGUCAGGGACAGGAUGUCCUCCUGUCCACGGCCCACGCAGACCUCGGCAUCAGGAAGCCCCGGCUGUGGCCACGCCCCUGCCAGUUACUGGGCUCCUGGGGUUGGGGGGGGGCGGCGUACGUUCCAGAUGCCAGACGGUCGGUGUUCUGUGUUCACUGCCAUGUCAGUUUGGGAACGCUGAGCGUUCGGUGCGCGUGAGAGGGAGAACCCGGCGCUGAGCGCGAGCAAACGUGCAUCUUGCUUC
Molecule: messenger RNA, 3063 nt
Organism: Panthera uncia (snow leopard)
Lineage: Eukaryota; Metazoa; Chordata; Mammalia; Carnivora; Felidae
Gene: ARFGAP3
Product: ADP ribosylation factor GTPase activating protein 3
Exons: 15
Coding region: 128-1795 (555 amino acids)
Biological process (GO): COPI coating of Golgi vesicle
Molecular function (GO): GTPase activator activity
Source: RefSeq, a predicted model, not a curated record